UUGAGCCGGUUUCAACCAGAAUCUGAACUCAGAUUCGCCGCGAAUAUGAUAGGCUUGGAAGUAACAUGCGUGGCGUGCCGCUAAUUGUCCGCAAGCUACACGUGCACGACGACUUGUACUUCAGCCCCAGUAAGUACUUAGGGGGACUACCACUUCACGACUUCGGUUGAUUCGAAGGUCUAAAUUGAAUGAUAUCAUCUGUUCUUGCGGGUUCUCUUCGCGCACACAUAGCUAAUUGAGUGGCUCAUGAAGCUCCAGACGGCACAUUAAAGAUUUCCAAAAGAUCAACCUACCUAUGCUAUACAUUCGUCUUCAUGACACACUCGUAUCCUUUAGAUUCGCUCACGAAUCGAUAUCCCCCACUGAAUCACAGGAAACACGUUUUCUGCAUGCACCAUCAGCAUGUCUACGCUUCUCCCGCAACACCCUUGCAAGUGGACGAUGAGGGCUCGUCGGCUCAAGGCUACAUCCCUCCUCUUCUUCUUUCCUCUGUCAGAGUGGACAUUCAGGCGCACUUUGACAGCUCCUUCACCGGCUGCAAAGAGACCUACACUCGGUCGUAAACAAACAAUUUCGCUGGUCGAAAUGCUUCCAUUUGCUUCAUCAGUCUGUAUCCUUGCUGCUCUCGCCUGCGGCUCUUUUGCACUACAAAGCUCCCCGACAGUUUCCAGUACCCCUGAUGUUAGCAGCUCAAGAAUAUAUACAAGUGCUAUCUCGAGUGUCAUAGCUGCGGUGACACCCAUGCUUGCUUUAAUCUACUUCUGUCCACUAUACCUUCUGUAUCGGCACUCAAAGCGGCACCCAAGGUCUAUCAAUAAGAUAUCUGGGGCGCGAGUUCAGCAGUAUGGUCCACUUGUAUAUGUAUUCCUGCUGGCUGUUAGCCUGGCAGAGGUUGCAGAUGCCACUUGGUUGUUGCUGCAAUUUCGCUUCAAUAACAACGCACCUGAUCCCAUUACCCGCAGCGGUGUACGCUUUCUCUUGUUUUCAGCUUGUUGGACGACUGUGACUUCAGGCACAUACACUUUGUUCUUCCUUGAUCCCUUGUGGUCUAGACGUCCAAUUGCGUCCAUAGGCACGCAGGCAAUCUGGGUGCUCGUGACGUGGGUAUUCUGGGUUGCAGGAGCAGGUCUGUUCAACAAGUCGCUUCCUCGCUUGUUCAUGAGUGGAUCGUGCGACGGAGUGGUGUAUUGCGGUCAAUUGCAGACGCUCUUUGGUUUUGCGGUUGUUCAGAUCCUCACCUUGACUUUUGGAAUGCUUGUAAUUACCUGGCUCGUUUGGCAAUCGGCUCGCAAUAUCCGCCAUCCGAUGGUUAUCCGAGUUGCAGCCGCCACAUAGUUCUGGCGUGUAACAUUGUGUACUGCCGCGUUCCAGGGCCAUUGCCGCAUUACCGCCAUAAGUUGCGAGCUAUAGGUUAAAGGCUGUUUGUGUCGUGAACAAUAAUGACUGCUAUAUUAUGUGGAUUUCUGGCAUAUAUCCGACAUGUGUGUGUUGAUAUCAUGUAGCAAUAGCAAUUACCACUACUUAUGCUGUGAAUCUGAUUCAUUCAAUUGACC
This is a messenger RNA of Suillus clintonianus, 1553 nucleotides long. RefSeq lists its product as uncharacterized. The transcript has 8 exons. The record is from RefSeq and is a predicted model, not a curated record. Bases 403 to 1335 code for a protein of 310 amino acids. Lineage: Eukaryota; Fungi; Basidiomycota; Agaricomycetes; Boletales; Suillaceae.